Molecule: messenger RNA, 585 nt
Organism: Staurois parvus
Lineage: Eukaryota; Metazoa; Chordata; Amphibia; Anura; Ranidae
Source: the annotation of a GenBank genome assembly
UACCAAAAAACUUUGUUGUUUCAUCGUUUCUGGUCUGUGGAUGACAAACAGCUGCACACAGAGUUCAGUGCACUUCGUUCUAUUGUGGUCGCAAACUAUGAAGAGACGAUUAAGAUGCCUAUAAAUGAGCCUGCGUCAGGAAAGAGGAAAUCUCAGAUCCAGGAAUAUGUUGAAUAUUAUGGCGGUCCUGGAGUUCAGCACAUUGCUCUUAACACAUCUGACAUUAUCACUGCAAUCACCAACUUAAAAGAAAGAGGAAUGGAAUUCAUGUCCGUUCCAUCCUCCUAUUACCAAACGCUGAGGGAACAGCUGCAGACAGCUAAAAUACAAGUUAAAGAAAAUAUUGACAUACUGGAGGAGCUGAAAAUUCUGGUGGAUUAUGAUGAAAAAGGCUAUUUGCUUCAGAUUUUUACAAAGCCAGUCCAAGACAGGCCGACACUAUUUCUUGAAGUCAUUCAACGUAAAAACCACCAGGGCUUUGGAGCUGGCAAUUUUAAAUCACUAUUUGAAGCUAUUGAACAGGACCAAGCAGCACGAGGAAACCUCACUGUUCUUACACCAAAUGGGGAGUUGGAAAGGCUAUAA